GCGAGUCAGAGUCAUUCAUAUACACAGAGAGUAGAGAGGAAGAGAGAGAGUAGCUUGGGAUUUACGUCAAAAUCCAAAAAUGGUGAAAUUCCUGCUUCAGAUCACCGCGGAACUCGAGAACCUGACCGACCUCCAGCCUCAGGACGGCUGCGACGACACCAACUUCUCCUACCUCUUCAAGCUGAAAUGUGAGAGGUGUGGAGAGGUGAGCCAGAGAGAAACUUGUGUGAGCUUGAACGAGACUGUUCCCCUUCCAGUCGGCAAGGGAACCGCCAAUCUCAUCCAGAAGUGCAAGUUUUGUGAGCGCGAUGGAAUGAUUAUGAUGCACCCAGGUCGUGGUAAGCCACUGACGCAGGAAACAAGUGAGGCCAGGCAGUUUGCCCCAUUGAUGAUCUUCGAGUGCAGGGGUUAUGAACCUGUGGACUUUGUUUUUGGUGGUGGCUGGAAAGCUAAGUCUUUGAGUGGCACAAAUUUUGAGAACAUUGACUUGUCGGCUGGGGAGUUUGUUGAAUAUGAUGAGAAGGGAGAGUGCCCAGUUAUGAUUUCUAAUCUUCAGGCUGCUUUUGUGGUGAGUUCUUAGACUGUAUGCCACAUGAAAUGCGUCUGGGUAUAUAAAAGUUGGUAUGUGAACUUGGGAAGCUAACCGUUCGCUUGUGAAUAAGAUGGACUGUUUCCUGUGCCGUGAGCAGAAAAACCUAUGUAAUUCGUACAGUAAAUGUUUUGAGAAAGUUCAGAGUUCAUGUUGUGCUCGUUAUUCGGUUUUAAAAUGAUUCAGUUACGUGGAUACAACAUGGUGUACUUUCGUUAUGAAUGCAUGGAUUGCAAAACUUGGUUGUAUCAUGAAAUGUUUACGGGAUCACGAUUCAGAUCGGUGGAGGCUUUAUAAUUCUA
Messenger RNA from Pyrus x bretschneideri (Chinese white pear), 891 nucleotides. Its product is annotated as CXXC motif containing zinc binding protein. Gene Ontology annotation, molecular function: zinc ion binding. The transcript has 4 exons. The coding region runs from base 80 to 580 and encodes 166 amino acids. The record is from RefSeq and is a predicted model, not a curated record. NCBI's taxonomy places the organism in Eukaryota, Viridiplantae, Streptophyta, Magnoliopsida, Rosales, Rosaceae.